AUGUUGAAAAGUGUGCAAAGAAUAACGAUAGCGAACGGGUUGCCAUUGAAGUUCUUGCUAUCACGAUAUGGUAAACCAGCGUUAGAAUACCGAGGCUUUCGUUUUAACCAACGUCUUGGAAGUAGCGGUGGCAGAGCUAGAUGGGUGUGCGUCAGGGUGGCAGUCGGGUGUAAGGCUAGAAUUUACACAUUCGGUUAUAUUGAUUGCAAGUUUGAAAGAACUCGAUUCGGCAAUCCAGUAAUUGUGGUGGGAAAGUACCGCUAUAACAAGUGGAGUGGCAGUAAAGGUGCUCAAGUUCGGUGGACUUGUGUAAAGAAUCAGCAAGGAUGCAGAGCCACGAUCACCACUAUUGACAACGUCAUUAUCAGAACUAAAAACUAUCACACGCAUUUAUGA
Messenger RNA from Arctia plantaginis, 396 nucleotides. NCBI's taxonomy places the organism in Eukaryota, Metazoa, Arthropoda, Insecta, Lepidoptera, Erebidae. The record is from the annotation of a GenBank genome assembly.